Messenger RNA from Brassica napus (rape), 711 nucleotides. RefSeq lists its product as uncharacterized. The record is from RefSeq and is a predicted model, not a curated record. Lineage: Eukaryota; Viridiplantae; Streptophyta; Magnoliopsida; Brassicales; Brassicaceae. The transcript is spliced from 2 exons. The coding region runs from base 1 to 711 and encodes 236 amino acids.
AUGGUAACAAAGUUUGAGAUGAGUGAUCUAGGCAAGCUAACUUAUUACCUUGGGAUUGAGGUAUGUCAAGAUCAUAGAGGUAUCACUUUGAAGCAAGAUAGGUAUGCUCGGAAAAUAAUGGAAGAUUGUAGGAUGGCAGCUUGUAAUUCGGUCUCUACACCUAUGGAUGUCAAUGUGAAGUUGUCAAGAUUAGUUGCAGAGAAGAGUAUCAAUGAAAGAGAUUAUAGGAGAAGCAUAGGAUGCCUGCGUUACCUGCUUCAUACCCGUCCAGACCUAUCAUUUAGUGUCGGUGUCUUAAGCAGAUACAUGCAUGAUCCGAAGCAAUCUCAUGGAGCAGCAUUGAAGCAGCAAGAGAUAGUUGCAUUAUCCUCUUGUGAAGCCGAGUUCAUGGCGGCAACAGAAGCGGCUAAACAAGCCAUAUGGUUACAAGAUCUUCUAGGAGAAGUUAUCGGCCAAGCAAGCAGCAAAGUGGUCGUAAAGGUUGAUAACAAAUAUGCGAUUGCGCUGUCCAAAAAUCCAGUAUUUCACGGAUGGAGUAAGUACAUACGUAGAAGAUUUCAUUUUAUCCGUGAAUGUGUUGGGAAUGAUCAAGUGGAAGUUGAGCAUGUUGCGGGUAGUGAACAGAGAGCUGAUGUAUUGACAAAGUCCCUUGGAAGAAUAAAAUUUGGAGAUGAGGAAGCUGAUUGGUGUUCAAAUGGUGGAAGAAGAUGA